This is a messenger RNA of Myripristis murdjan (pinecone soldierfish), 4772 nucleotides long. RefSeq names its product single stranded DNA binding protein 4 (gene ssbp4). The record is from RefSeq and is a predicted model, not a curated record. Lineage: Eukaryota; Metazoa; Chordata; Actinopteri; Holocentriformes; Holocentridae. Gene Ontology annotation, biological process: positive regulation of transcription by RNA polymerase II. Gene Ontology annotation, molecular function: protein binding; single-stranded DNA binding. The transcript is spliced from 17 exons. Gene Ontology annotation, cellular component: nucleus. The coding region runs from base 168 to 1325 and encodes 385 amino acids.
AAAAAAAGAAAAAAGAAAAAAAAGAGAGAGGAGAGAGAGAGAGAGAGAGAAGGAGGAGGAGGGGGGAGGAAAAACACUAAAGGGGUAGCUAUGGAGAUGGAGCGUUUUCCUGGCUGCUUUCUUUGACAGGUGUUGAGUGGGGUAAAAGUCUUAAAACAGAAUCCAGCAUGUACGCCAAAGGUAAAGGAGCUGUCGUCCCUUCCGAUAGCCAAGCGAGAGAAAAGUUAGCUUUAUAUGUCUAUGAGUAUUUGCUGCACGUCGGCGCACAGAAAUCAGCACAGACUUUCCUGUCAGAGAUCCGAUGGGAGAAGAACAUCACACUCGGGGAACCUCCAGGAUUUUUACACUCAUGGUGGUGUGUAUUCUGGGAUCUGUACUGCGCUGCCCCGGACCGGAGGGAGACAUGCGAACAUUCCAGCGAGGCCAAGGCUUUCCAUGACUAUAGUGCAGCCGCUGCCCCCAGUCCAGUGAUGGGCAACAUGCCCCCCAAUGACGGCAUGCCAGGAGGACCCAUGCCCCCAGGCUUCUUUCAAGGUCCUCCAGGAUCGCAGCCUUCGCCGCACGCACAGCCUCCCCCACACAACCCCAGUAAUCCCAUGAUGGGACCUCACGGACAGCCAUUCAUGUCUCCACGGUACCCAGGUGGCCCAAGGCCCUCCCUCCGUAUGCCAAAUCAGCCCCCUGGGGGAAUCCCCGGAUCACAGCCUCUCCUGCCAAACAGCCUGGACCCCACCAGACCUCAAGGACAUCCAAACAUGGGCGGUCCAAUGAGAAUGAAUCCCCCCCGAGGCAUGGGAGGCAUGGGCCCACAGAACUACGGCGGAGGGAUGAGGCCUCCUCCCAACUCCAUGGGGCCAGGGAUGCCAGGGAUGAACAUGGGUCCUGGUGGAAGAGGUCCUUGGCCUAACCCCAACGCCAACUCAAUAGCUUAUUCAUCUUCAUCUCCAGGCAACUAUGUGGGCCCUCCAGGGGGAGGCGGCCCACCAGGAACUCCCAUCAUGCCUAGCCCCGGAGACUCAACAAACUCAAGUGAAAACAUCUACACAAUGAUGAACCCCAUUGGCCCAGGCGGAAAUAGACCUAAUUUCCCGAUGGGACCGGGUCCUGAUGGGCCGAUGGGUGGGAUGGGCGCAAUGGAACAGCACCAUAUGAACGGAUCACUAGGCUCUGGUGACAUGGAUGGGUUGCCAAAGAACUCUCCCAACAACAUGGCGGGCAUGAACAAUCCCCCCGGGACUCCGCGGGAUGAUGGCGAGAUGGCAGGCAACUUUUUAAACCCAUUCCAAAGUGAAAGUUAUUCACCCAACAUGACGAUGAGUGUGUGAUUUUUUUUUUAUUUUAUCUUUUAUUUUAUUUCUUUUUCAUCUACCCUUACCCAUAUCUCCCUUUCCCGCCGUGGUGCGUCUUGCAUUACCUUCCUCCCUCCCUUCCUACCUCCUCCUCUUCCUCUUCUUCCUCCUCCCCUCCUGGAUGGUGUGCUGUGCCACACAGCCCCUGGGGAUGCCCCUGGAAGGCAGGACUCCCCUCAAGGGCCCCCAUCCCAACGCCUGUAAAAUGGGGGUAAGAGCAUGAAACAGUCUCCAAGCAAUAGGAAGGGUCUCUUCACCGCUUCUCCUCGACCACCGGGCUUCAUCGCGGGCCCAGGACAGUGAGAGCCCCUAACCAUGUCUCCCCAAAACCUCUACCUGCCCCUGCGGGUGGCAUCCAUACCAAUCAAGGUGCCGCUCUGCAGCCAGCUCCACUCCACCACCACCACCACUCCAUUAUAUUAUGCUGAUUAUAACUUAAAUUAUGAGGGCACGCAGUAGUUGACUGAUAGGGGCUGAAAACCCUCAUUCAAUAACUCUGCUCCAUUUGUGGGGAGGGGUAAUGAGAAAAAAAAAAGAACUGAUAAUGUUAUUUUAGGGCAAGAAUGGUUUUCAUUAAAUGUUUGUAUUUUUGUUGUUGAUAAUAUUAUUGUUAUAAUUUUCAUAAUUGCUAUUAUUGUACUAAUGAUGUAGUUAUGAUUUCCUGUAAAGGGCACAUUUUAUUUCAGCAGCAGCAUCAACAAGACAGAAAAAGCACACACUCGAAAAUGCACAAUGAUUUUCUGUUUACAUGAUUUUAGGUAUUUUGAUGUUUGUUUGUUUUGUUUUUGUCGCGGUCAACCUUGCUUCACAUACCUCUCCGUAAAAUUUUCUUAGGAACUUGUAGCUUCACGAUCUAAAAGUUUGUAGCACCAGAUGCAUAAACUUUUAAAUGUCAGAGUAUGAUAGGAAUGAUUGACUAUUCUCACCUAAUGAAAUGGUUGCUGCUGAGGUAUAAUCUUGGCUAAAACUGUCCAUAUAAUCAUAACAGGCUUUUCCCAGAGCCUCUGCUUUUUUCUGGCACAAAAUAUCUGUUGGUACACCGGAAUAAUCAGUCUACUGGGUUUUUUGUUUUUUGUUUUUUUUUUUUUUGGUCUUAAUAAGCACCCCACUUCUCAAUAUUUUGUGGUUUUACUGUGUGGGAAUGGACUGUUGUGGUGGAAUUCCUGAGAUGAUUUUCAGGACAGGUGGCUUUGAACAUUUGUUUUGAUUCAUGCACAACUGCCCAUCUGUCUUGGCGUUUCUCAUUCAGUAAUGGACAGAGAGAUUUGCAGAUCCUCUCUGUCUCUUCAAUGGAUUUGGUCUUGCCUGUAAAUACAACAUAUUUAGCUUGUAUUGUGGUUGUUUUUAUUAUUUGUUAUUUACAAGUUGUCUGUGAAUCCUAAAAAAAAGAGGCUCCUUCCCCUUCAUCACUUUGUUUGAUUUCAACCUCACCGUGGACUCGAGUGGCACUGUUUUCCUCCUAGGAUUCAUUCUGGUCACUUGCCAGUGUCUCCUUGACGAUGAAACUGGGAGAGAUUCUGGGACCUCUGAUACACACACAAAGCCUGCCCUCUUGUGUUCAGUUUGGGUUGAACUCACAGAUCCUUAUGAUCCACUGUCUUAGCCCAGACGAGACAGGCGAGCUAACCUUCUCCUCGGAGCUCCCAUCGACCAGUUUCCUCUGUGAGUCCUAUGUGUACGGGAUAAUGGAUCUUGGGUAUUGGGUGGCUGUAACUGGUGAUGGGAGUAGAGUGAUGCAACUAGGGGUUAAUGGAUGAUGCAGCCUCGAUGGUCUAAAGAAGAGGCACAAUGAUAGGUUACUUUUGUAAUGGAGCUAUUUCCAUUUUUGUGGAUUGUUUUCUGCAAAUUGUUUUUAUUUGAUUUUCUGUGAAGUGUAUUCAAGAGGGAAAAAAAGAUUGUUGAAAAAAAAUAAUAAAGCCCAUAGAAUCUGCACACAAAGGAAAAUCAUAGUUACAUUUUACGCUAUUUAAUUUGUUGGUUUUUGGUACUUUAUGUACCCCUUGGCCUGAUCGACCCUCUGUCACUGUUUCAAAGAUAUGAAUUACUGUAUCUUUCAUGACAUCACGCUGCAGCACUUACUUUAUUGCUGUGGUCAGGCCAUCAAUAGCAAAAAAAAAAAAAAAAAAAAAAAAAAAGCCAUUGUAGCCUCUGUUGGUUGGUGUAUUUAUCAGUUUUGUGAUAUCAAUGUGAACCAGAUGGUGUUCAGAGUUCAACAGGGACAUCUCCAGGGUUAGGCUAUCAGUGGCCUGGGAAACACACUCUCCAGUGUUCCUUCAAUGUACUGAGACACACCUCCCUUUAUUUCCCCUCUCCUGUCUCGCUGCAAUCCCAUCCCACACUCCCCACUCCCCUUUUCUUUAAUUUCCUUUUUUGUAAAUACUGUAUAAUGCAUUUUGAUAUCAUUGACAUGUUUUGAUAUGUCAGUCACUACCAAUGAAUACAGCUGAAAGUAAAUUAUAAAUAAACUGUCCAUGUUUUUCAUAGAGAAACGAUGCGCUUAAGAUUUGGUUCAUGUGGGCAAACGCUAAAUUUGCUUUAAAAUAUAUCAAAUACAGUAACACAACAAACAGAAACUGUGCGCUAAAGACUUGUAUGGUGGGGAGGAUAAAUGCUUGGAAUAGGCUAAAACUGCCACCAAAUGUCUUGUAAGGACAGAGAGAGGCGAAUGAGGAUGAAGAAAUGACUUCUUAUGCAGCUGCGGCUUCCUCACUCUGCCCUUGCCUCCUGUGUUGUCAGUUCAAUUUUACAAUCGGCUUUGAGUAAUCGUUGGAUUGAUUAUUCCAAAAGGGCAUCUUCUCAUCCAAAAAACAUGUGACCACAUAUUACAGUUUUUAAUAUGAAGGAUUUUUAUCAAUUUAAGAAAAAAAACUUUUAAAAAGGAAAAAAUACUUAGAGAACCUCAUUUUAAAUUAAGAAUAGAUCAAAAAGUAAUACUUAUGGGGAAAAACUGUGUCCUUUGCUAUUCACUCCUGUAAUAGCGUUGUAUAGAUUGAUGCUCUCUCACUGAUCCUCUCUCAGUCCUCUGUGUAUAUCGAUUGUUGGCCAUCUCUGUACUUCUAUUGUGAUGUAUAAUACUGUACCAUUAGGAAGAUUUGCUGGGUGGGCGGGGAGGUUAUGUUUGGUCGGGGAGGGGUGGGGAUUCGAGGGAAGGGGAUAUAAAUGAUUCUCCUGUACCGUUCAUGGUCCUUUCUGAUGACACGGCAGUAUUCAAUAUGAAGCAGUCUGUCUCUUGGGUUUGCUUUGUAUUUCAUGGUAGGAUAGUUCAGAAUCUUGUCUUAGGGACUUAGGUGUCUUGUGUAGGUAAUAAAGAUGUCCUUUGUAUGUUUCUUUAUAUUGUAAAGUUUCUUUAGACUGAAAGAAAAACAGAUAAUUUGCUUAUCAAAAAAGAAACAAUGCAUCAAUAAUAAAUGUCAUUUGAUUUUU